AUGCCUAAGAACAAGGGAAAGGGAGGAAAGAACCGACGUAGAGGAAAGAACGAGAACGACAACGAGAAGCGUGAGCUCAUCUUCAAGGAGGAUGGUCAGGAGUACGCCCAGGUCACCAAGAUGCUUGGUAACGGAAGACUCGAGACUCUGUGCUUUGAUGGCACCAAGAGACUGGGUCACAUUCGUGGCAAGCUGAGGAAGAAGGUCUGGAUCAACCAGGGAGAUAUUAUCCUGCUGUCGCUUCGUGACUACCAAGACGAGAAGGGUGAUGUCAUCAUGAAGUACACCGCCGACGAGGCCCGUUCGCUCAAGGCCUACGGCGAGCUGCCCGAGUCCGCCAAGAUCAACGAGACUGACACUUACGGCCCUAACGAGGAUGGCGAGUGCAACUUCGAGUUCGACGAGGACCGCUCCGACUCGGAGGAGGAGGGUGCCGGUGGCAAGGAGAUCGAGAUCGACGACAUCUAA
This is a messenger RNA of Pestalotiopsis fici W106-1, 468 nucleotides long. Its product is annotated as Eukaryotic translation initiation factor 1A. The coding region runs from base 1 to 468 and encodes 155 amino acids. NCBI's taxonomy places the organism in Eukaryota, Fungi, Ascomycota, Sordariomycetes, Amphisphaeriales, Sporocadaceae. Gene Ontology annotation, biological process: translational initiation. Gene Ontology annotation, molecular function: RNA binding; translation initiation factor activity. The transcript has 5 exons. Gene Ontology annotation, cellular component: cytoplasm. The record is from RefSeq and is a predicted model, not a curated record.